AUGAUUGCAUCCGCCACUUUUACGGAGAUCAGCGAAGGGGCGAAGCAGAUCCACCAUGCCUUGGCGGGGAAGUACCAGGGCGCGAACGGUGAGAAGCAUAAAGUCAUGGGAGACAUGACGAAAGUGCGCUUCGUCCCGGGCCUAGGUAGAGCAGCCCACAAGUUGCUCGCGAACAUCGAGCACGCGUCUCGGCGGCUACCAGGGGCGCAGGAGACGCGGCGGGCCAUGCGGUUCGAAACGAACGCGCUUCGCGCGCGGUACGGCGCGCCGAUUUUUGCGACUUUCUCUCCCGACGAAGAACUUAUAGAUUGGCACGCGAUCGAGAAGGAGUUCAUGCCUUCGGGGCGGUGCACGCUGCGCGCGUCAGUGAAGUACAAGAACCAGUAUGCUCUUGGGCAGUGGAGUCGCGACGACGGUCUCCGCGUGUGUAGCUUGUGCCUGGAAGGCAAGAAGAGUGCGGGGACUCCGUGGCAAUGCAUGGAGUGCGGUAUCUGGAAGGGCCAGGAUGCCUUCCACGCGUCCCAGCACCACUCGUCGAAGCUGACUUCGCGGCGAUGCGUGGAUUGCCCCGAGAGACGGAAAUGUGUUGCAUGCGAGGUGCGGAAAUACGAAGGUGCGUUCGUGCAGUACCAAUGGGAGAAGUCAGCGAACCUCAGGUGUAAAGGGGGGAUGCGCGUCGAGUGCGACGAGCUGAAGAAGCGCCUGAGGUGUUUCCGCUGCGAAGAGGAGAAGCUUGCCAGGGAGUUCCUGAAGUUGGGCGCUCACAACGAAGCGCGGCUGUGCACGGAGUGCAGGAAGACAGCGAAGAAGGAAGAGAAG
Messenger RNA from Prorocentrum cordatum, 819 nucleotides. Lineage: Eukaryota; Dinophyceae; Prorocentrales; Prorocentraceae. The record is from the annotation of a GenBank genome assembly.